This is a messenger RNA of Cotesia congregata, 2817 nucleotides long. Lineage: Eukaryota; Metazoa; Arthropoda; Insecta; Hymenoptera; Braconidae. The record is from the annotation of a GenBank genome assembly.
AUGACGAAGCUAGUUCUGUUAUUAACAAUACUUUUAUUGGUAAAUGGGGUCCAACCCUUUAUAUUCUCUUUUUUAUGUAACAUCCAAAAUGUGAUCAGUAUGGCCACUGAUCUGUCAGACCUGAUAACUGGCCGACAUGACUUGACUUCGGGAAAUUUGUUCAAGAAAAAAGUUGAUCCGACACUCGAAAAAGUAACGCAACUGUCAGAGAAAGUCGAUGAGCUGACAAAGACCAUAAACAUUAGAAUGGACAAACUGAUGACCGCGGUGCUGACUAACGUUCCUAGGGCAAUGAAGUUCGCGAAUCUCAUGAGAAAACUUAUUGAUUAUAUUACUAGAAUCGAUGAAUUGUACGAAGACUACCAGUAUUAUGUUCAUAAGAAAAGUAAAUUCAAUCGAUACACUGUUGAGGAUUUCAGUAGGGUCAUGACUUCUCAUAGAUUUGGAGAUCUUCAAGAUAUUUUGAGGCAAAUUUAUCAUCUAUUUAUUCCUGGACAAUUAGAUCAGAGAGAUGAGAGUCUUCUUAAUGUCAUGGUAGCUACUUUAAAGGAUACACCUGAAGCUGAACAGUGCGGUAUGGCAAAGUCAUCUCAACAACAACUCUAUGAUCUGUACGAAACAGUUGUUCUGACGGAAAUAAAGGGCUUUACAAUGGCUGGUUACGCGUAUGCAACUUUCGAAAGUGAAGUUCACAAAUUGCGAGAUCAGCUUGUAAUAAGAUGCAGCCAAUAUUUAUUAUCCAUCGAUCAAGCGCUGGUGGGUCUUUCUAGAGAAUUUUUCAAUUGUGAUCCACCGAGACAUGUGGAGGGUGAAACGUAUUCCUCCUUAGGUUCAUUUUUUCGAGUAAUAGUUCACGAAUAUAUGAUGACCCGGGAGGAUUAUUGUCCUUACACUUGUGAGACCCUCGAAACCUUUUAUUAUGCGCGACAAUAUUCAGCAGGUGACAAAUUUUGGUAUCCACGUCAAAAAUGUGAGGGUUACAUGGCCAACUGUAUUAAUCUCGGUAAAGCAACAUUCUGUGAACUGGGUGAUUAUGCUCCAACCCGUUAUUCGUGGGUAGAGAGCAGUUUGCAGAAGCCUUAUGGUACUAAAGACCAAUGUCUCGAUGGAAGAAAUAAGACUCUGGAUAUUUUAAGAAACAGUGGUUACGAAUGCUCAACAUGUUUCUGUGAGUGUUCCGGUCAUCUACACGGAAUUAAAACUAUCAGUAUGAGAUCCCAAAUGGCUGAUAUUGACAAAAAUAUGAUAGUUACCGGUAUAAAAUUUGAGGAAAAGGAAAUGAUAUUCCAUGUUCAAAUCGAGCAAGGAAAAUUGCAACCAGGUGGUCGGAUUGACAGAAGCUCUCUCCGUAUGAAGGAGCUUGAAAAUAUAUACUAUACAACUAACUAUGGUGGAUUUGUUGAAAAGGAAAACCCUGAUGAUCCCGAGGAGCCAAUAGAAAUGAUAGAAGGUAAUGACUAUAUUUUUAUAUCAAGCAGAUACCGCAGAGUCAACCUGGACAGAGUUUAUUCCCAAGAACCAGGGUAUAUCGUAACUGGAGUGAAGUUAUCUCUAGAUCCAGACGAGCAAGAGUCACUGUAUUUGGAGGUAAACAUCACGCCGUUUGAUUUUGAUUCAGGAAUGCUCACUCCGACUGAUGACAAGCCCUCUAAGUGGAUAAAUUACAAAGACAUGUCUAAAAAAGACCGGAAGUACAAAGACCGAACUAAAAUUGAAGGUGCUGAUAAAAACAUACCGACAAAUUACUAUGACAAUGUACCAUCAUCGGAAGACUUUACUGUGCUAAAGUUUGGCGCCUCGAAUGUAUAUGAAGAUCUUGGUGCACACACCGUUCCAUUUUUGGACAGACGAUUGUUGGCGCCGCGCCCGCGGAUCCCGCUAGAAGGCAUCUCCCUAUUGCAUCUUGUAAGAGAAGACUCCGCCGGGUUCCUCGGGUUCAGGGUAACUACUCUGGAUAUUCCAAAUUACUUGAACUCCCAAAUGUCCGAGCAAGAUCUUGAGUACUACUCAAAUACUUAUGAGAGCGAAGCGCUCAACCAUCCACCAGAGGAAGCCGAAAUCAUGGCGAAGCUAGUACUGUUAUUUGCAAAACUUUUAUUGGCAAAUGGGGUCCAACCUUUUAUAUUUACCUUUUUAACUAGUAUCCAAAGUGUGAUCAGCAUGGCCACUGAUCUAUCGGACCUGGUAACUGGCCGACAUGAUUUGACUUCGGGAAAAUUGUUCAAGAAAAAAGUUGAUCUGACACUCGAGAAAGUAACGGAACUGUCAGAGAAAGUCGACGAGCUGACGAAGACCAUGAACGUUAGGAUGGACAAACUGAUGACCGCGGUGCUGACCAACGUUCCUAGGGCGAUGAAGUUCGCGAAUCUUAUGAGAAAACUUAUUGAGUAUAUUACUAGAGUUGAUGAAUUAUACGAAGACUACCAGUACUAUGUUUAUCAGAAAAGUUUAUUCGAUCAAUACACUAUUGAGGACUUCAGUAGGGUCAUGACAUCUCAUAGAUUUGGAGAUCUUCAAGAUAUUUUGAGGCAAAUAUAUCAUUUAUUUAUUCCUGAUGGACAAUUAGAUCAGAGAGAUGAAAGUCUUCUUGAUGUCAUGGUAGCCACUUUAAAGGAUACAUCAGAAGUUGAACAGUGUGGUACGUCUAAGUCACCUCAACAACAAUUCUAUGAUCUGUACGAAACAGUCGUUCUAACGGAAAUAAAGGGCUUUACAAUGGCUACUUACGCGUAUGGUUUGCUGAGGAUUUAUCGGAAUUGUAACUUUCUUUCAUAUUAUCGUACUCUCACUAGACAAUUACUCAAACCACUAAUCUAA